Messenger RNA from Brettanomyces nanus, 2223 nucleotides. RefSeq lists its product as uncharacterized. The record is from RefSeq and is a predicted model, not a curated record. Gene Ontology annotation, biological process: DNA replication initiation. Gene Ontology annotation, cellular component: DNA replication preinitiation complex. Bases 1 to 2223 code for a protein of 740 amino acids. NCBI's taxonomy places the organism in Eukaryota, Fungi, Ascomycota, Pichiomycetes, Pichiales, Pichiaceae. The transcript has a single exon.
AUGUCUUUGAAUGCACAACUACCCAGAGCAUUCAAGGUAUUUCCACAGGGUUUGCGAACCACAAAAAAGCUUGAGACAAUUGUUUAUCCUGUAUCUAUAGUCACCACUAAUGGCGAUGAUAAGGAUCGGGCACUAUCUCUCAAAGAUGAUACGAUGGAUAUAGUAAUUCCUGACGAAUUUACCAGAGGGGAAUUAGAAAAGUUCUCUGAUGGGGCUCCUUACUUACCUUCGACGUUCAUUGGCUAUCGAAUUAGAGUAGAACACAAUGGAAACUCUAAAAAGAUAGAUGGACUGCUUGUUCCGGCAUCUUCAGCUCCUUUGUGGGCCAUUUUUUAUUUGAAUGAGGGGCCGAACGACAUUGAAGAGCAGAUUUCUAGAUCACUGACCGAUUUUGCCGUUGCUGAUGUUUUGGAAUUCUUUCAAUCCACUGAUAUUGUUAUUCGUGACAAGUUAGAAAUACCUCCGGAGAUUCAGCAGUCGGAAAUAGUACGCAGCUUCUCAAUGGCACCGUCUCCUUUCCAAGCAACACCUCUGGAGCAAAUUGAGGGUUCUGUGGAGACGGUAGACCCCCAAGAAUUCCUCGGUACCAGGUAUUUCACCAUGCUUUACAAGCAGUCAAUGCCCCUUGAGUUUUUUACUAAAUCAACGCUACCAAGAGUUCAGAUACUAUCUCAUUCCAAUACCCAACUUUCCAAGGACAGUAUAUCACAGUUAGUGAUUGGUUCUAUAGCAUUAUUUGACAAGCGUCACAGCUUCACUCAAAUGGUUAACGAUGAUGAUUUCAGCAUGGAUAUUUUCAAGGAGAAGUGGAUCGACAACCAGAUUCUGCUUGAUCCAAUGGAACUUACUUAUAGGCUUGACUUUUUUCAUGAAAUGUGCGGUAAGACGGCUUCUUUAGAUAACGAGGGGUUUACGUCUGUGCUAACUAAGUUGAAGAUUCGUGACGCUAAACUUCAGAUCUUGCUUGGCUUGGAGUUACUUUAUCUAUUUAAUUUGAUGGAGACUGAAAUUGGGAGUGAAUCUGCCAAAAGAAUGAGUCCUAAUUUGAUGGCAAAACGACCAAGACUCGUUAGAUCUGGUUCAGCCUUAGUUGGACACAAAAAGAGACUUCUGCCAACUUUUAUUGGUACUGCCAUUCCUGUUGAUACUCAAUUUACUACAGAUUUUAGAAGAAUAGUAUCACAGCAGCCUAUUGCUCUUGACAAGGAGUCCAUAAUCAGGUUGAUCAGAGGCCUAUUUGACAGACUCUGCGUUUGGGAUGCCAUCUUGGGAGUAACCGAAAAGAGUGACGACUCUUCAUUCGUAUUUCUCAAGACAAGUGUAAUUCCUUUCUAUGCUAAGAAACAUCACAGGCUUCUGAAGGAACUAGUAAAAAGAUCCAAGGGACUUUCACCUUCACAACAUACCAAGCGUCAUCGUAGCCAUCACAAACAUCAUUCUCGGCAGUCCCAGCAGUCUCAGCAAUCUCAGCAAUCUUCUCGCCGCAGCUCUCAAAGUCUUUCUGACUAUUCAAGGCCCAGGAUCGCUAGAAGAACAAGUAGUCUGGCUGGAUUACCAGGACUUAAAUUCAAAAGAACGUCGUCCAGUUUUGUUUCUCAAGAAGAUUUGUCUAAAAAGACUUUUGAAAUGGUGAAAACAACGUCUUUCUCGCAAUUAUUCAAGCACGGUUCGCAGUCACCACCCCCGUCUCUUCCUACGAAUAGUGAGAACUCUAUAUUCAAUCACAGCAGAAAAAGAAAAUUGGUUCCUCCGGAGAGAUCUGAUUCCAGGAAGGGGGCUAAGAAGGAGGUCACCGAAAUUAAGGUGACUCCACUAAAGAAACGUCACUAUGACAUUCGGAGUAACGAGGUCGUACAGAAGUCAUCACCUUUGCAUCCUCUUAAUGAGGCAUCAAUAGAGUCUUCUUCACCUUUCAUCAAGGCUACUCCUUCUGUUAAAUUAUCCAAGAGCUUAAAACCGACAGAGACUAUGGUUGUUGACUCAUCGCCUCUAAACUCUUCUCCUCUGAGAAUGAAAACAACCGCAUCAUCUUCACAAAUACAUAAAGAAGCAUCAGGAGCAGAGUAUGUAUCCUCUUCACCAAUCGAUGGUCAUCUACCUAAACCUAAGAUUCCGAUACUGACUUCAUCGCCUAUCAGAUCAGAGGAUGAAGCUUCUACUAAAACUAUCAACAGUUAUAUGUCCGAACAUAAGCAUACAAGGCGGAAACUUAGCUUCAAGUGA